AUGGGGUCCAUCUCAGAAGCACCAGCCAAGAAGCGGGUGGAUUCGAUGUUUUCGACCCUCUCUGAAGUGCCGCCUGACGAGCCAUUUGCCGUGAAUGGUGCAUACAAGCGAGACAGCAACCCGCAAAAGGUCAAUCUCGGCAUUGGCGUGUACCGAACUUCCGACGGCAAUCCAUGGCCCCUCCGAGUAGUUGAAGAGGCCGAAAAGGAACUUUUCGAGGCCAGCGAUGUCAACAGACACGAAUACCUGGCGAUUCAAGGCGACGCAGACUUUCUUUCACUAGCGGCCGAUCUAGUUUUCGGAUUUGGUGACUAUGAAGGAAGCUCGAGGCAGGUUGCCGAAAAUAUGCGACAGCGGGUCGUAUCUAUACAAACCGUGUCAGGGACGGGAGCGAAUCGACUCGGCGCGGAACUUCUGGCUCGGAAUAUUCGACCGGGAUGUGUGUGGAUUCCGAACCCUACAUGGGCCAACCACUACACAAUCUGGGACCUCGCAGCUGUUCCGAAGAAAGAAUAUCCCUACUACGACUCCACAUCCAAGGCUUUCGACUUCAACGGAACAUUCCGCACGCUGUCAACUUAUGCGAAGGCCAAUGACGUGGUGAUUUUGCAUGCAUGCGCCCACAAUCCUACCGGAGCUGAUCCGUCACAAGAACAAUGGAAAAUGCUGGCUCAAUUGUGUAAAGAAAAAGGAAUCAUUCCCUUCUUCGACCUUGCCUACCAAGGCUUCGCCUCCGGUGACGCGAAGAAAGACGCUUGGGCCAUUCGGCAUAUUUUUCAUGAUCUGAAUCAGGUGGAGUUUUGCGUCGCGCAGUCUUUUUCAAAGAAUUUCGGAUUAUACGGCCAGCGAGUGGGUGCUUUACACAUGGCACUCUCUGCAAACGCGCCGACAAACGUUUCAUCAAAUCUGCUGGCUAAUUUAUGUCACCUGGUCCGUGGGGAGUAUUCUAUGGCGCCAAGAGGUGGUGCGGAGAUAGUUAAAACUGUGCUCGGAAGCAAAGAUUUGCGGAAGAAGUGGCUGGAAGACCUUACAACGAUGAGUGAGAGAAUCCUGCAGAUGAGGCAUGCCCUUUUCGACGAGUUGGUCAAAUUGGGUACACCCGGUGACUGGAAUCAUAUUACCAAUCAAAUCGGCAUGUUUACCUACAUCGGCUUGACUGAGAGCCAAGUCAGUGCCAUCACAGAGAGGCAUCAUAUUUACAUGCUCAGCUCUGGCCGAAUAUCUAUUUCGGGGUUGAACGAAACCAACGUUCAGUAUGUUGCCAAGGCAAUAGAUGAUGUUGUUCGCACAGUGAAUUAA
This is a messenger RNA of Penicillium atrosanguineum, 1299 nucleotides long. RefSeq names its product putative aspartate aminotransferase. Bases 1 to 1299 code for a protein of 432 amino acids. Gene Ontology annotation, cellular component: cytosol. The record is from RefSeq and is a predicted model, not a curated record. The transcript has 3 exons. Gene Ontology annotation, biological process: L-aspartate biosynthetic process. Gene Ontology annotation, molecular function: pyridoxal phosphate binding; L-aspartate:2-oxoglutarate transaminase activity. Lineage: Eukaryota; Fungi; Ascomycota; Eurotiomycetes; Eurotiales; Aspergillaceae.